Molecule: messenger RNA, 783 nt
Organism: Vanderwaltozyma polyspora DSM 70294
Lineage: Eukaryota; Fungi; Ascomycota; Saccharomycetes; Saccharomycetales; Saccharomycetaceae
Product: NAD(P)H-dependent oxidoreductase
Exons: 1
Coding region: 1-783 (260 amino acids)
Cellular component (GO): cytosol
Molecular function (GO): NAD(P)H dehydrogenase (quinone) activity
Source: RefSeq, a predicted model, not a curated record
AUGAAAGUUUUAAUUGUUUUUGCUCAUCCAGACGAACGUUCAUUAAAUGGCUCUUUAUUGGAAGUAGCUGUCAAACAAUUGAAAGAUGAUGGACAUGAAGUUAAAGUCAGUGAUUUAUACAAGAUGAAAUGGAAGGCUGUUAUUGAUGAGGAUGAUUUCUUGAAUCACAAUAAGGGAGAAAGGUUACAAGUUGCAGCUGCCUCUGGUGGUGCAUUUUUCAACAACAAAUUAACUGAAGAUGUUGUUGCCGAACAAGAAAAAUUAGAAUGGGCUGAUACGGUUAUAUUCCAAUUUCCAUUAUGGUGGUAUUCAAUGCCAUCAAUUUUAAAAGGUUGGGUUGAAAGAGUUUAUUCACUUGGUUUAGCUUAUGGAGUUGGUGAGCAUAAUGAAACUAAAUGGGGUGAUCGUUAUGGUGAUGGUAAAUUUAAAGGUAAGCGCGGUAUGCUACUUAUAACAGUUGGUGGCUCUAACACACAUUACAGUGCAAGAGGUAUUAGUGGACCAAUUGAAGAUUUACUAUUCCCAAUUAAUCAUGGUAUUUUAUUCUAUCCAGGAUUUGACGUAUUGCCACCAUUUACAGUAUAUAGUGCAAAUACAAUGGAACCUAAAGUUUUUGAAGAAUGGUCAGAAAAAUUAAGAGAACAUUUACAUAAUAUUGAAACUUUAGAACCUAUUAAAUAUAGAAGACAAAAUGGAGGUGAUUAUAUUUUCCCAUCAUUAGAAUUGAAACCUGAGAUUGGUGACAAAAAUGACCAUGGUUUCUCCUUACACAUUGAAAAAUAG